AGUAACUCGAUUUUAAACAUACUUGUUUUCUUCUGCUGGCACCACCAAACAUGUCCACCAAAGUUUUUAUGAGAGAUGCUGCAAAUAACGUGAGCCAAUGUGUGAUGUGGUGAAAAUGAUCCUCGAGGCAUGAAACAGUCCACUCAAAAACAGUUGCUCUCUAUUCUUCUCUCGCUGAGGAAACUCCAAAAACACAGCCCUCCACAUACAUAGAUGAGGACAUGUGACAUGUCGUCCCUAGCCAGAUGACAGCUUUGCCAGCUGUUGGCUGCAAAAACACUAUGCACUUAUCAUGCUUGCUGGGCAUUGGUGGGGGGUUCAGCAGGCCUAUAGAACAUUUGUCCUCCAGGGAGUUCUUUGCCUCCAUAGUUCUGCCCAGUUUGUAUUUCUCCAAAUUCCAUCCAUCCAUUUUCUAUAGAAUAGAUAUAUUACGGUUGUGGGUGAGCUGGAGUCUAUCAGAACUGACUUUGGCAAGAGGUGGAGUACAACUAGACAGGUUCCCAGCCAAUCGCAGGGCAAACAACCAUUCACAGUCACAUUCACACCUAUGGAAAAUUUACAGUCUACAAUGAGCCUAACAUGUUUUCAGAAUGUGGGGCAAAGCAGAGAUUAGAACCCCAAACCUCAGAACUCCAUAAUAGUUUUUUCCAACACCAAUUCAUGCUAGUCUGUCCUAAAUAUGCGUUGUUACAUGAAUUGAUGAAGCCUGCUCGGAUGAAAGGCGAAACGUCUUCGAAGACAACCAGAACAGUCCACUUGAGAGCAAUUCACUGCCCUGAGAAUGAAAUGACCUGGAUGAAUGAAAAUAUUCACAGGCAUCCAUAAUAGCCUUUUUUAUUUUGUUUUAAACUCUACUUUCACAACUAUUUAUUAUUCUAACUGAGCAUUCUUUUUAUUGGAGGAAAAAAAUGAAGUACUGGGUUUGAAUCUUGGCUCAUUGCAUCGCUCUAGUGCUCUAGUAAUAAAUAAAUAAAUAAACUGAGUAGUAGGGCGGCACGGUGGGCGACUGGUUAGAACAUCAGCCUCACAGUUCUGAGGACCGGGGUUCAAUCCCCGGCCCCGCCUGUGCGGCGUUUGCAUGUUCUCCCCGUGUCUACGUGGGUUUUCUCCGGGCACUCCGGUUUCCUCCCACAUCCCCAAAACAUGCAUUAAUUGGAGACUCUAAAUUGCCCGUAGGUGUGACUGUGAGUGCAAAUGGUUGUUUGUUUGUAUGUGCCCUGCGAUUGGCUGGCAACCAGUUCAGGGUGUACCCCGCCUCCUGCCCGAUGAUAGCUGGGAUAGGCUCCAGCACGCCCGCGACCCUAGUGAGGGGAAGCGGCUCAGAAAAUGGAUGGAUGGAUGAACUGAGUAGUAAUACUCAGGGAUCACUCAGGCCACACAUACAAAGGAAGCAUAGUAAUUAAUAAAUCUUGUGAUAGACGUACUGUGUUUCCUCAUAAUGUGACUGGGCUGCACUUGACUACAGGUAGGGAAAGGUGCCGAUGGGAGCUGACAGGAGGUGAGUUUUUACAAUAAUCCAUCCAUCCAUUUUUAUACUGCUUAUCCAGAUAAGGGUCACAGAUGACCUGAAGCCUACCCCAACUGACUUUGGACAAGCAGUGGAGUACACCCUGGGCUGGCCGCCUGCUAAUCACGAUGGACAUAGAGACAAACAACUAUGUGGCACAAGCCACAACACAGUCGCCACAAAUCAAUCAUGGAGCCGAUAUCAAACACAGUCGCCACAAAUCAAUCUUGGAGCCGAUAUCAAACACAGUCGCCACAAAUCAAUCAUGGAGCCGAUAUCAAACAAUUGAAAAGUGAAAAUAAAUACUAAUAAAUUUGACACUCCAGAGAGAAUUGCGAGUUAGCGACCCUGCCAAAUUUGAAUGAUUAAAAAUCCGCCAAAAUGAGGCUUCAAAAUGGUGAAAAAUCAAGCCGUCGUCUCUCAUCUGAAAUGCUGUAGAACACUGAAUGCGUGAAACCACACCCCGCUGAAAAAAGGAGGCUCCUUCAUCUUCAUUUUUCUCAUGCCUACACAUUCCUACAUGUUUGAGCGGUGAAUAUAUAUCCAUUUAAAGCCUCCAGUGGCUGGAAUAUACAGUAUCCCACAACAAGAGGCUCUAGCUCGUGAGCCAAUAGUCUUCCGGGGCUCAAGUCGGUCUACAGACGAGCGUCGGGCUUGUCCGCGGCAUCGCCUCCUCGCUUGGGAAUUUAUAUGACGACACCGAGCUGUUCUGUCAAUUGGUACAUCCAAGACAGAGACAUUUUGGGGAUGUAGACAUAGCUAGCUAGCUAGCUGAUUGCAUGCUGUAGCAGUAGAGACGGACGGGCCUAGUGAGAAAGCAGCCCAAGCUGACAAUUGCGCGGGUUACCCACCGAUGCGAACAAAGGCACUGAAGUUCUUAUAUAGUGGGUGAGGGAGGACUCGUGCCUGACGCCAAAGUACGUCACUGGGCGCUUUUUUAGCCAUGUCCCACAAAUCAGGAAAACUGAAAUGAUUUCAUGUCAUCAUCCGCAGAGGUUGAAAACAAGUAAUGAGCCGAUUCCACAAAGUAAGGAGUGAAAAGGACAGACAUGCUUAGAAAAGUAGAGAGUAAAAGUAAAAAGUUGCCAGAAAAAUAAGUACUCAAGUAGAGAUACCUGAAAAAUCUACUGAAGUACAGCAACAAAGUAUUUGUACUUUGUUGCUUCCCACCAUUGACUGUACAUGGUGAUGUUAGUGAUUGCGCUUUGAGGGAAGUGUGUAAGCCGAGACACAAACAGGAUAUAACAGUUGUUCAAAGCAGGAACAGGUGGCUGCAGUGUCAUGUUCCCCGCCAGUGGCUUUGUUCCACCACUCCCCCGCUCAACUGUUGUCCUCCUUAAACUCUCACUCGGGGCUCCUUUCACCACAAGAGCGUGACCGAACUCCUCCUUGGACGGUGCUGUUUUCGAGGGGAUGGUGGUUAAAUUUGGGUGCCACACGGAAGGAAACAUGAGGCGGGAACAAGGCUUGAGACUGGCCAGGCGUAGUGGCGUGCCACGGAGCCCUUGCAAGUCUUUUCCAGCACUGGCCUGCCGCAGCUCGUUGAGAUGUAUUCCCCCUGAGCCCGCCGGUGCCUCCGCCUUGGAGCCGGGAUGCCGGUGCAGGCCGCCCAGUGGACGGACUUCCUGUCCUGUCCCAUCUGCUACAACGAGUUCAACAGCAGCGGCCACCAGCCCGUCAGCUUGGGCUGUUCGCACACGGUGUGCCGCACCUGCCUGCACAAGCUGCACCGCAAAGCCUGCCCCUUCGACCAGACGCCCAUCAGCACCGAUAUUGACCUGCUGCCCAUCAACUGUGCCCUGCUGCAGCUGGUCGGAGCUCAGGUUCCAGACGUGCUGCCAGUCAGCCUGAGCAGUGCGACGGAUGUUGGACACUAUGAGGCCUGCAGGGUGUGUGUGGAAGAGCUGGCUCUAUACCUGAAACCAAUUAGCUGCACUAAAGGUGUGGCGCCACCGAGUCCGGGCGCGCUCAGCCGACCCAUGCAGAGGAAGCUGGUGACGCUGGUCAACUGCCAGCUGGUGGAAGAAGAAGGCAGAGUGCGGGCUGUGCGGGCGGGCCGGUCGCUGGGCGAGCGGACGGUCACCGAGCUCAUCCUGCAGCACCAGAACCCCCAGCAGCUGUCCGCCAACCUCUGGGCUGCAGUGAGGGCGCGGGGAUGCCAAUUCCUGGGGCCUGCCAUGCAGGAGGAUGCCCUAAAGCUGGUGCUAUUGGCUCUGGAGGACGGAUCUGCUCUGUCCAGGAAGGUGCUGGUGUUGUUUGUUGUCCAGAAGUUGGAAGGGCGCUUCCCUCAGGCCUCCAAAACAAGCAUAGGGCAUGUGGUGCAGCUCCUCUAUAGGGCCUCCUGCUUCAAGGUGACCAAGCGGGAUGAAGAUUCUUCGCUGAUGCAGCUGAAGGAGGAGUUCCGCACGUACGAGGCUCUCAGGAGAGAACACGACGCCCAGAUUGUGCACAUCGCCAUGGAAGCCGGCCUCCGCAUCUCCCCCGAGCAGUGGUCCUCUCUACUGUACGGGGACCUGGUCCACAAGUCGCACAUGCAGUCCAUCAUUGACAAGUUGCAGUCUCCAGAGUCAUUUGCAAAGAGCAUCCAGGAGCUGACCAUCGUCCUGCAGAGGACAGGAGACCCUGCCAACCUCACGAGCCUCAGAGCUCACCUAGAACUGCUGGCCAACAUAGACCACAAUACCGAUGAUGCAGCACCACCAUGGGAGGAGCUGGAAAAUGUCAUGUUGGCUGUAAAGUUGGUGGUUCAUGGCCUUGUAGAAUUCACCCAAAGCUUCAGCAAGAAGAACCACGAGUCUCCACAGCCUCAGGUCAACAGCAAGUAUAAGACCAGCAUGUGCAGAGAUCUGCGUCAUCAAGGAGGAUGUCCAAGAGGAAGCAACUGCACAUUUGCGCACACACAGGACGAACUUGAGAAAUUUCGUCUGAGGAACAAGAAGAGCGGCAGUGUUAGCCGUGCAUUCCCUUCACCCGGGGGAAAAACCUUCACGGUGGAGGACAGUAUCCAGACUGAUGGGUCUGCAGGAGUUGGAGAGGACACCCUGACAGAGGGCAGCCCUCACCCACAACUCAUUUCCAGAGGAGCUGACACCAUGGAGGGCAUAAAGAGGGUUGUGUCCAGUGAAUCUAUUUGCGCAAGUGGGAACAACGGGCUGAGUGACACCAGUAUGACCUUACUGGGCUCAGCUGAGCAGGAGCCCGUGUCUCCGCCCAGAACUCACGCCAGCCACUCCUCAGCGUUGUCUCCUUUGACCGCCAUGGGACGGGUGACUGAUGGUGGCGGGGGGCCCGUGUCUAAACAUGGUGGUCCCCUCAUGCUGCGAGUGCCUCGACCUUCUCAGCCCUCAGAGCAUUUCUACCAGGAGCAACAAUCUGCGUACGACACAGCCCACCACCAGCCAAACUCAGGUUCCUACUACCCAUCUACUCUCCAUCCUUCACACAAACCCUGCAUGGCUCGCUUUCUCAGAUCUUCCAACGUCCCAGAAUCCUCUCUGCCGCCGUCCUCCUUUCCCAGUGACCCUCAAAUAUCCCAUCAUCCCCCCUCCUCUUGUUCCACGGGAUAUCCACCUCAUCCAACGAGGGACCGCAUGGGACCUCCCAUCUUCCACCACAACCCAGGGCAGCCUCAGUAUGGACCUCUGGCCUCUGCCCAUGGGGUUUAUGCACCUCUCUAUGACAGCAGAAGAGUGUGGAGGCCUCAGCUGUACAAUAGAGAGGAUGCGAGGAGUAAUUCAUUGCCUCCAGAGGUGCUGCAUUCGUCUGUCUACCAGCCUCCACUCAGGGAGAGAUUCAACUCGCUAGACAGCAACUACUACUCUGCCUCAGAGCACCGUACAGCACUGCACAGGGAAUACGGCCACGUUCCUCUGGUCUACGAUGACCUGUUCCGACGUAAGCAAGAACAGUGGGUGCAUCACCACCACCAUCAUCAUCAUCACAGCACCAGAAGGCCCUCCCAGCCCUCUGCUAUCUUCAACAUUGAUUUUGGACCUGAGCAUGUGGAGAGCAGUGCAGGUGCGUGUGUUGGGUGCUGCUUCAGAGGUGAGGAAAGCUUGGCGCACUACACGCCGUGGUCCUGCGCCGCCACCAUCGGGCCCUGUCACAGCCCUUUUGAGCCUGAGGUGCUCACACAAGCUGCGUCUCAAUCUGCCUUGGAGCAGUCGUUUCUUACUAAGCAGUUGGACGGCUGCAGCAGUGGCGGCAGUGGUGUUAGCAGCAACGGCGGUGUUAACAGCGGUGGCGUCACAAAGCGUUGGCUGCACUCGUUAGAUCACUGCAGGCGACUGAAAGAAGAGGACCCCAUCAUUCCCUUCAGCGAGGGACCCAUCAUCUCCAAGUGGGGGGCCAUAUCCAGGGCGUCCCGCUCGGGCUAUCACACCACCGAUCCUGUCCAAGCAACCGCUUGCCAGGGUGGCGCUAGCACCACGCCCAUUAACUUUAAAGAUUACAAUUGCCACUUGGAUCGUGAUGAGUACAGGUGGAGCUCCAGGGGAUCCAACUCUUCCAGCCACUCCAGUUUCCUAGAGAGUGAGCAGCUUUGUCAACAUUCGUCAAGCGAGAAAAUUGCAUGUGAUCUGCAAAUCCACCAGACAGCCUUCAGCCAGGAUCGGCACCUUGAGGAGAGUGAGCCAGGCCCGGAACGGGACAUUGAGCUUGAACUGUGCGCUCUGGACAUAGAGGACUCGAACAUCAAGUCUCAGGGUUCUUUGGACGUGGCCACGCCAUAUUCCGAGGAUGCCUCCCACCUCCUCCCACUCUCCUGCUCCUCUUCACUCCUGUCAUCCCCGCUGGAGGAACAAUACCAUGCUGAGGACCCUUCAACGGCUAAGAUGGACACUUACCUGUUGAAAAAGAUGGCCUUUAGAAAGUCGCUGUCUCCUGUAGGCUUGGUGUCAGGUGGUCUGGCCGUCGGCAAGCUGGUGCUGCGGACCGGAACGCCUCGACCGGGCGGCGACUCCUCUCCAUGCUCUUGUCCCGAAACUCCCGGGGCGGAGAUGCUGCUCAGUGGAAGCUAAGGGAUAUUUCAAAUCUUCACCCUCCACCCACACCUUGUCAUGUAGUGAUGCAGUUUACACACAGUUGAUUCUGUUGUGGUUUAACACAGCAGUCCCCCAUGUUCAGGCCACGUAAAGGCAAGUACUACAAAUUUAUAAGCGUCUGGGUUUUUUUUUGUUUUUUUUUCUUUAUUUGCUAUGAAUUUAUAAUUACCGUGCAUACUUUGUGUAUUGCUUGUGCCUUGGAAAAACAUUGCAUCCCGAAAGUUUUCCCAUCUGUCAUCUAUACAGGCCUUCCAUGUACUAGUGGUUUUAUUUACAGUGGAACCUCCAAAGUCCAACACAAUCAUUUGACUUUCAAGUUGUCCUAAUAUCGAAACAAUUUUGCCAUUGGAAAUAACGCAAAAUGAAAUCAUCUGUUUCAGGCUCAAACUCAAAUUGUGCGAUAAAACUACCGUAAUAUGAAAUAAAAACACUAGGCCUUUGCAGAUUCCUAACAGACACAAUGACAGCGAACAGGUCUAAUUGGGAAGACUUACUUGCGCUCAAAUUGUACUGAGGAGCCAGACCUUUUCUGGUUAUUAUGAAACAUUUUUAAAAGAAAAGCAGCUCACAUCCUGAAGACGCUCACUGAGCUGAUGUCUCACACGAUUUGCUGACUUUUGUUGUUUUUAACUUUUGAGGCAUUUUCAAAGAAAUUUUGGGGUUUUUUAUUCGAACAUUUUGGUUGAACUCUAAAUUCAACCACUUUUGGGGAUUCCACUUUGGACGUUUCACUGUAUCUUAAUGCCACUGCUUUUGCUUUCUAUCUACAGUAUUGUAACGCUGCACGGCACAUUUAGUUUUGCUCUCAGAGAGCGCAGAUCUUUUAGGACCUCAGUAGCUACAAUGAGGAUAAAUGUUUAUCCGUCAUCCUAAAAACAUGCAUGUUAGCGUCACUGAAGACUCUAAAUUGUCCAUAGUUGUGAAUAUGGGUGUGAAUACCAUACGUUCCCUGCGAUAGACUUGCAACCAGUCCAGGGUGUAUCCUUGCCUCUCGCCCAAAGUCAGCUGAGGUACGCUCCAGCUCACCUGCAACCAAAAUGAGGACACGCGGGAUAGAAUACGGAUGGAUGGAUGUCAAACCUUGGUAUUCUGUAUUUAUUUCAUAUUUAUUAUUUUUUCCCCAAUCAAAACCCAUCAGGGAACAUAACAAUUAUAGAGACAUAUGCAUUUUUGUCUGUUAUAUUAAAACUAUGGUAUAUUUAAUUUAAAUGUAUUUUUGGUGAUUUUUCGCAAGUGAAAUUCACCAUAUUUUUCAUGUUCCUCACAUUACUUAACCCUUACAUAUUGCUGGAAUCAAAUUUGACCCAUUUUGACUUUUGACAGCAAUAGAAAAUACCUUAAAUGUCAUUCUUAAGCCAUUACAUUUGAAGACUUUUCCUAAAAUGACCCAAAAUACACAAAAACAAAUACAAUAGUACAAAUUUGACCCGUGUCUACUAAAAGGGAUUUUAGAUUCACCAGCGUGUUAAAUCACAGAAAAUGGUGGUAAUGGUGGGAAAUCUUGAACUUGUUAACCUGUAUUACAUGCCAUAAAUAAACAGUGGUAACAGUUUUCAAGAGGCAGCUUGAAACAGCAUUUAGAAAUUCCUAUGUUCCCGCCACAUUUGCCCAGGUUCCCACAGAAAUGUGCAACUGUUAGUCUCUGAAAGGUCACGGUGAAUCUCAGUGAAAGAGUGAAAGAGUAAAACAGCAUUUUAAGAAUAAUCAUACAGUACAUACCAAACGUAAGCAACAGAAGUCAUACAGAGGGUCAGAGGGUGCCUUGACACAGGCACGAGACCUGCACCUGGAAAAACAAGUACUUGCAAAAAUACACUUUCUAUUUUCUCUCAAACGUUGAUUAAGGAUUAAUCAUUCAUUUAUUAAUGUCAGACAGGCUAUUAAUAUAUUUUGAAAUGAGCUGUAGCCCAUAAUUUGAUAUAGCCCAGUGGUUCUCAAAGUGUGUUUCAAUUGCAGCUCCCUCUAGUGGUAUGUGAAAUAAUCACUGAAUUAAAUGUUUAAACUGCAUAAUGUUACAGUGGCUUAAACGUUUUCUAAAUCCAGUGCAGUACACUUGUUAAGUACAGGUCAGGUGUAUUUGACUUUUAUGUUCAAUAAAUUUGCAUUUCAUCUUUUAAACUGUUUAUUUUCAAACAUUUACUCAGGUACAAUUUCCAUUGAACUUUUUGUGUGCACUACAAUUUGAUUUAAUAGUUAUUUAAGUACAUCCAUCCAUUUUCCUUUCUGCUUAUCCUCACUCAGGUCGCGGGCAUGCUGGAGCUUAUCCCAGCUGACUCUGGGAGAGAGGCGGGGUACACCCUGAACCGGUUGCCAGCCAAUCACAGGGAACACAUAAACAACCAUUCGCAUUUAAGUAAAUUUGUUCCUAUAUUUAAGCACAGUGUUCAUGGUAAAACUGUGCAAAAUGUUACAGUGGCUUGCAAUAAUGCAAAAUAUCCUUUUUAGGUAUAACACCCUUCUGUUUUUUUUAUGAAUGCUCACACUACUGUAUUUUAAUGUUGGUAGUGAUGGUAGUAUUUGUAGAGCCAUGUAUUUUUUGAGGUACUACUUUCUGUAAAAAGUUGAAGGACCACAGAUAUAUAGACAAUUACGAGGAGGCUCUUGGCCGGUAUAACUAGUAUAUAGUAUAUAGUAUAACUUAAUUCUAAUUGUGCUUCCUUCCACUUAAGUUUUGCAAUGCAGAAAUAUCGGGAAACAAUGAAGACAUAUGAUUAUGCCAUCAAGGUCCAUAUUUCAAACAAACAUGAUGCAACACAUUUGGUGGUUAGGGUUGAAAUCUCAACCCCAGCAGCAGUGGACAACAAAUGUCUUCUCUAUGCCAAUACUCAAAAGUGUCUGAUAACUGUGUCAUAUGAUGCUUUGAACCAGGCGCCACCAAUGAAAAGCCAACGGCACGUUCAUGAGAUCCCAUUCCACAAUGGUUAGUCAUGGUUUGUGUGGUUAGUCAUUGCUGCAAUCGACACCAGAAUUGAAAUGUAAUCAAGGAAAUUAAGGGUGGAGAUCCUUGGUGUUGUAUAUGACAGACUUGAAGGGGUGGUGAACAAAGGCCCGUGGGCAAUUCUAAAUACAAACAACCUCAGAGGCACGGUUCUGAAAAAAGCCCUGAAAAAAAAUGUAACCCACCUGAACGGAUCCUUGUGUUUACUUGUGCUCCGUCCGUGUUUUGUUUGUGCAUUUCGUGCACCGCUAACUUCUGUGAAGUUGUUUGUCCGAGUAUUUUGUAUCAGGACUGCAGUCACUAUGUUCGAUUUAAUAGCGGUCAUGGUGUCUUAAAUAUUUGCCGGUCAUCCGAUCUGCUUUAGUCAGUAAUAUGCUGUAACCCUCCAUGAUAGAACACAUUGGUUCUUCGUGGUUGAUGCGCAUACAUCCUCUCUAUGUAUGCAUAUAAGAGUCAUAUUUCGUCAUGGAAUAUGAAAACAGCUUGGGAAACUAAUAUUUUGUACGUUUUUGUAUGUCUGGGAAGUUCAGCUCUGUGAGCCACUGUUGCAUUUGUUUACAACGCUAUCCUGUGUACUGAGCAGUAGUCUAUACACUGUAAUCCAUGUAAAUAUCAUCAUUAAAUCUUCAUCAACUCAUUUAAUGAAUGAUUUGCAAGAACUCUUGAGAUUAUCUUCCUGUUGUCAAGUUUAGCUAGAGGUUUCCUCAGGGGGAAAUUGUGUUGCUUUACUAUUACAGUCAUGAUGUUAAAUAUUCUGUGGAAGUACCAUAUUUCCUCAGAGUACCCAUGGGAAUUUUUCCUCAACAGCAGAGUACCAGGUGUCUAUUGGGGCAAGUGUGUUUAUUAACAGGGAGACCUCUAUUCAUACAACACGUUUCUAAUAUUUUAUUUGAAUACUUAUUCACAAAUAAUAAAUGAACAAAUAAUAAUGAAAUGAAAUGUAAAAAUGUGUAAUUAGUGUUUUUUUUAACGAUAGGAAUAUAAUUCAUGUUAUUUAAAAAUUGGAAAAUAAUUGUUUUCUCCAAUCCCUGAUUUUUUUUUCUCACAUCAUUGUUGAAAUGAUUACCAACUUUUACUUUGAUAAGAUCAAUGCUGCUCCACUUUCUUUCAACUGCACCUUAGCGACACCUUUACAGAUGCCACAUCUAACAUGGCACAUGGUGAUAUCAGUCGUAGUAAAAUAAAUUACAGUCAACUAGUGGUACCGACCUACUGUUGUUGUUUUUUUUCGAUAAAUAGUUUAUUUCAAGGGUGAGAAACGUAUGGUCCGACUGGUUCUUUAAUCAGGCCCGCCGAGCAUUUACAUUAUCAAGAGUACUGUAAUAUUUUUGUGUUUUCUUGGUUUUUAUUUAUUUAUUUAGUCAUAAAUAAUGAGUUAGUUGAUUUAUUUUAACUAACACAAUAGCAUUGAAUAUUAAUAUAAGAAUAUUAGUAGAAGAAAAAGUACAUUUACUGUAGAUUUUACUUUUGAUUAAUUGGUUAGUUAAUUAUAAUUACAUUCAUAAUAAAAAUACAAUUAAAAUGAAAAUUAAUUAAUUAUUUAAUAAUAAAAAAAACAAAUUUGCACACACAGUUUAACUAUUUUCUUUAUCUCGUCUAUGAAUGACCUGGCCCAUGUGUGUCCCUUUUACAAAAUCUAACGGGGCCCUUGAGCACAAGUACUUAGCCACUCAGAUUUAUUUGUCCAAGUGAACGACAUACCGCUCUUUGAGGAAAUACUGUGUUUUCAUGACAGAUAUUUUUUUGCCUGUUUUACUUCUCAGUGUCAUUGAUGACUUUGUUUUGGGGUUUUUUUUUUGACAGUGCUGCAUUUUAAACAUGGCUUUAAGAGUCUGUGGUUCACAGAUGUAGUGCCUAAUGCGCUGCACUACUUCCUUGCCCUUUCACUUCCAGUCGAUGCAGUGCAGGCACUUUCCUUCAAACGCCCCCGGCAUCAUCCUGCAUUCAUUCUUUGUCAUGCAUGCAGUAUACAGUAUUGUGGCUCUUGUGAUGGCAGAGCAGUAUCAAUGUAGUUGUGAUACAACACACACACACACAAGCACGCAAACACAGACACACACGCGCACACACACAACUCGCUGUAAGAGUUCUGCACAUGCCCACUGUGUGGCCACAUCAGGUGGAGAAGUUUUCUCGCUGCUUGUUUGCUCAAUGACACUGGUUAUUAUUAAUAUUAUUAUUAUUGGUUGUUGUGAUUGUAUGCUUUGUUUGAUUCUAAUAAUUUGUGUCUCUUAACUCUUGAUGUAUGGGGUGAAAGCCUGUUCGUUCAUUGUGAAACAUAAACAAAUGAGCUGAAGUUUUUCUUUUACUCAUGUCUGUAUUAAGACGCUUUAUUCGCAAAUCUGUUGUUUAAUCGAAACUAUUGAAGACAUGGUACACAUCAGUCAUUUGAUGGAUUUAUAGGCUUAUUUAUAUAACCCGAUCAAAUUUGGUUGAAUUUUAAAGUUAUUGGGACAAUUGUGUAAUGUUUCAGAAGGAAGAAAAUAAAAAUCCUUUAGAGACAGCAUAAUGUAUCAUGUCCCCUCAUUGAAAUAAUACAGUUAUGUAUUCCAUUUAUUUCCUUGGAAAUGUCACUGUGUGAAAGGUUUCCCUUUUACCAUAGACAAAUGCUUGGCUUGACUAAAGUCCAUGUGUAUAUGAAGAUGGACUUUUAAAUCAUUCAUUUCUAUAGCUAUUGAGUGAGCAGCUGACUAUUGUGUGUGUGAGUGUGUAUGUUUUCUUGUAUUUUUAUUGCAUAACACACUGAUGUUAAGCAACAAAGUAGAAAAGUACUUCUGUGUUGAACUGUGAGAUGAGACUGGAUGCAUGCAACAAUAAAGCGACAGUAAAGUUCA
Molecule: messenger RNA, 12321 nt
Organism: Phyllopteryx taeniolatus (common seadragon)
Lineage: Eukaryota; Metazoa; Chordata; Actinopteri; Syngnathiformes; Syngnathidae
Gene: rc3h2
Product: ring finger and CCCH-type domains 2
Exons: 20
Coding region: 3100-6525 (1141 amino acids)
Molecular function (GO): metal ion binding
Source: RefSeq, a predicted model, not a curated record